Molecule: messenger RNA, 375 nt
Organism: Colletotrichum graminicola M1.001
Lineage: Eukaryota; Fungi; Ascomycota; Sordariomycetes; Glomerellales; Glomerellaceae
Product: L-amino acid oxidase
Exons: 1
Coding region: 1-375 (124 amino acids)
Source: RefSeq, a predicted model, not a curated record
AUGUACGAUGUGGUUUCCAACACCACCGCCAUAACAUCCAUGAAUUUGUUGAAACUCGGACUGCCGCAUCAAGCUCUCUUGGGCAUCCGGGAGUUGAGCUACGAUCGAGCCAGCAAAAUUGCCAUCAAGUUCAAGAGUCGCUGGUGGAAGAGCAUUUAUCGAGAACAAGGCGGCGUCGACGGCAUCUCCAAUACUUACCUUCCCAUCAGGAACGUAGUCUGUCCUUCUUGGGACGCCGGCAAAGACGCGGAGGGAUACGUUCGCCCGGCGGUGCUCAUGGUAUCGUAUAUCUGGGCGAUGGGCACGCUGAUCCCCCACUCCACCAAGGUCCCCUCCAACCGGGACGAGCCAUCGUGUCCCUCUAGAGCAACUUAA